This is a messenger RNA of Paramecium sonneborni, 134 nucleotides long. The record is from the annotation of a GenBank genome assembly. NCBI's taxonomy places the organism in Eukaryota, Ciliophora, Oligohymenophorea, Peniculida, Parameciidae.
AUGAGAAGUGAAAAGAAUUUGUUAACAUAAAAGUUUAUAAUAGGAUUUUUGGAAAGUCCUGAAUUAUAAAUAAAAAGAAAAUAUAAAAAGAUUUAAUAGGUAUGAUAAUUAGAUAUAUAUAGGAUUGGAAAUGA